CAGAGACUGCGCCGUGUCCGUGACGUCGUCAGUCAUCUGUGGAGGUGAGACGUGUAGCUCGCAGGCUAGCAGCUAGCAGCUAGCAGCAGCUAGCUUGUCAACCCGGACACCGACACCAGCGACCUCACACGGAACGUGUCCGCCGUGAAGCUCCCAGUCACCGAGCACCGGGACACGAUGCAGCAGGAUGGAGGUCCUGGCUCUACCGUCCUCUGAGUGGCUCUUCAGCGUGAGGACGUGGCUCUGUGUCCGCCUGCCGCACAAGGAGCCAUAAACUCCAAUGCGUCACGUCAAGUCGCCCACUGCACAGACACUGACAGACUCGACAUGUUCGCCAAGUUGAAAAAGAAGAUAGCGGAGGAGGCGGCCACAGCACCCCGGAGCGGUGUUCGAAUUCCACGCACCAUCAGCAAGGAGUCCAUCACCUCGGUGGGGGCCGACUCGGGCGACGACUUCGCAUCUGAUGGCAGUAGCUCCAGGGACGACCUGCCAGCCCAGCUCCUCCGAAGGAACGAUCAGAUCCGGAGGUUGGAGGCCAAGCUCUCAGACUAUGCUGAGCAGCUACGAAUUAUGCAGAAGACCAAGGACAAGCUUGAAAUUGCGUUAGAAAGGCAUCAGGAUUUGUCCAUUAAGAAAUUCCAGGAUCAGAAUGAAACUCACCAAGCCAGCAGAGCCAAGAUGGCGGAGGGGAUGACUUUAGCUCUGGAAAAGAAGGAUCAGGAGUGGAUAGAGAAGAUGGCUGAUGUGGAAAAGGAGAAGACUGCCCUGUCAGCCCAACUAGAGGAAAUGAUGGAGCAGAGCUUAGCACUGUUCCAGAAAAGGGAUGACCUGGAUGAACUGGAGGGCUUUCAGCAGCAGGAGCUCGCUAAAGUUAAACACAUGUUGCUGAGGAAGGAGGAGCAGCUGAGCCAGCAGGAGCGAGAGCUCCAGAAGAAAGACGCUGAAGUUCAGUCAGCGAAGCGAGAGCUGUCUAAGGCUCGAGGGAAACUCCAGCUCCUGGAGCAGCAGCACGAGGAGAGCUGCCGGCUCAACACUGAGCUGGAAAUAGAGCGAGAGGAUCUCUUGCUGCUUCGAGAGGAGGCCGACAAGAAGACGGGUGAGCUGGAGGGACGAUGCCAGGAGCUGCAUUCAGUCAUCCAGCAGGUCUCUGAAGAUUUCCAGAAGUCGCAGUGUGUGGUGUCGGACUUGGAGAAGUCCCUUAGUGAUCUGCAGACUGAACAUGAUGCCCUGAAGCUGCAACAGCAAAAGGCUGCUGUGACAGAGGAGGACAAGGAGCGCUUGUUGGCGGACCUUCAGAAGAAGGUGACCUCCCUGGACAGACGACUGCAGGGGAACCUGAGUCAGGACGAGCAUCUGCAGGAGCUUCUCCAGGAGAAGUCCAGCCUGGAGCAAAGUCUGGAGGAGACCAGAGCAGAGCUGCUGGCUGUCCGGACAAACCAUGCUGACACCGUCAGCUCUCUGGAGGCUCAGGUAUCCAGAAUGAGUUGCAGCAUCACAGAGCUGCAGACCCUCCUCCGACACAAAGACGACUCCUCCAGGGCCUACAGAGAGCGGACAGACACACAAGUUGCUCAGCUGGAGCAGCAGAUCCUGGAAAGCAGUGAGAGACUGAAGAGUGCACAGCAACAGUUCACAGAGAAACAGCAACAAAUGGAGAAACUGCGAGGCGUGUGGAGUGCAGAGAAAGCUUUCCUGGAGCAGCAGGUGUGUUUGUUACAGCAGCAGAGUGAGGAGAGGGGCGGCCGCCUGGAAGACAGCAUCACCUCUUUGGAGAAGGACAAACUGACGCUACAGGACAGGGUGACUGAUCUGGAGAGGCAGAGGGGCGAGGUGGACUCCACACUGAGGCAGCAGACAGAGGAGCUGGAGCAAUGCAGGUCGGAGCUGAGCAGCCGGCAGACGGUGAGCACAGAAAUCGCCAAAGCUCUGGAAGAAAGCAGGCGACAGAAGGAGGAGCUGCAAACACAGGUCGGAGAGCAAGCCACAUUCCUCCAGACCUCACAGCAGCAACUGACCACUGUCACUGAGAGGCUGGCCCAGAGAGAGGAGGACGUCAGAACGCUCCAGAAUGAGGUGCAGAGUGGGAAGGCCUCACAGAUCCAGCUGCAGGAGGAGGGGGAGCGGCUGCGAGCCCAGCUGCAGCAGGUGGAGUUGGACAGAGACUCGCAGCUGAUCGGCCUGAGGAAGGAGCUGCUCAGCCAGACCCAGCAGCUGGACGGCUGCCAGGCUCGGGUGUCGUACCUGGAGGUGGAGGUGGACACCCUGACAGAGCAGCUUCACAGCCCUGAGGUGUGUGAGGAGGAUCAGAACGGCAGUGUGACGGUGGAUGACCUGGAUCACAUUCAGAAAGUCAACAGGGAGCUGGAGCAGCAGCUCAGCGACAAGAACAAGACCAUCAAGCAGCUGCAGCAAAGACUGGCAGAACUGAAGAGGACGCUGCAAAAAGAACUGAAGCUGAAGCCUGAUCCAGAAGCUGAAGGGAAGGAGAAGUUGCUCGACAGCCGAGCAGAAAAACAGGAGCGGUUUUGUCCAGAGCCCCCUCCAGCGUCAGCCCUGAGCCCCCCGACCUCCAACACCACCGUGACCAACACCUCAGACCUCAACGACUCACGGGAAAUCAACUUUGAGUAUCUCAAACAUGUCGUCCUCAAGUUCAUGUCGUCCAGAGAGGCUGAGGCUUUUCAGCUCAUACGAGCCGUGUCCGUGCUGCUGAACUUCACUCGUGAGGAAGAGGACAUGUUGAAGCAAACUCUGGAGUACAAGAUGUCCUGGUUUGGAUCCAAGCCUUCUCCAAAAGGAAUCAUCAGGCCUUCAGUCUCAGGCGCCUCAAGUCCCUGGAGUUGAUGAUGAGCGGAGAGAAGUGACGCGACAGACAAGGAACUGAAGGAUCCGAGGUCUCUUCUCAAACAGCCUCUGACUCUGAGUGAGAAGGGCUGCACCGGGUGUGGGACAAAGACAUUCGUAAUCAGUUGUUGAUUUGAAAAUGACAUUAUUUUCUUUGUAAGGGUUGAGGCAGACUAAUUUUCUCUUAUGAAAACAGCAAAUGGUGAAUCAACUUGUAAGAACCUGACACACACGAUCAGCAACAGACCUGGUGUGUGACGCGUGUGAGCCUCUGGUCGAUGCAGCAGCGUUCACUGGCCCUGGACUCAAAGGGACCAUGUUCCUUGAACAGUCCACAGACUCCAGGCUGCUCGUUCAGUAGCAACAUUAAACCCCCGUUUACCUGAGAUACGAUGAAGCAUCAUUUCUCUGACGGUUGAUUGAUUGAUGAUCAGAUGUCAGGUCAUCAUCUCAUCAUCAGUGAAAUGUAAUUGCUCCCAUUUCUCUUGAUAAAAACAUUUUCAUCAUGUUGCUUCCCACUGUAUCAAAGCAACCUGUAGUAGAGCGUGACUGUCAGAGUUCAAAUGAGUUUUAAUAUGAUUAUGAUAUAAUUUUUUUAACAUAAAUACAUUACAUGGACCAUUGUUUUGCUAUGGAUCCAGUCAAUUUGAUUCGCAUACAAUUGGGACCAAAAUGUGUAUUAAACAGGACAUUUUACAGUUUGACAAUAAAGUUGUGGGCUGAACUUUGCCGGACAAACUAUAGAACAACAUUUUCUACACUAAAAGGGUAAAGGUCAAACAGGCCCCUUAUGAAACACAUUUAAAUCUGCUUUUAUUUGGAUCCACACUUAUUUGUACACACUCUGAGAUAUCAGUCCCCUAAAUAUGCCUAAUUAUUUUCAUCAAUAUCCAUAAACUAUUCCCUGGGAAAUCCCUAAAAUCUUGCUCCCCUUCAUUCCCUCCCCUUGUGCGGACCCACUCCGAGUAUGUCCCAUCCUUCUGCUCUGUACUUUCUGACAACAACAAACGGACCAGGUGAAGACACGACCUCCUUGGCAGAUGUAAAAACCUUCACAUGCUCGGUGUGUCAGAUCAGAUUCCUCCUGUCGCAGUCAGACCUCACAUGGCUCCAGCCUGUAAACCUGUAAACCAAAACGUUGAACGAGGAGAACUGGUUGGGGGUCACACAUGCUGCGUGUGGAGGUUCUGCCUGUGAAGCUCAGUUCAGGGUUCUGGUGCUGGAGAAACAAAAAUGGCUGCCACUGUUCAUGCAGACCACCAGUAUGAAUGAAGGUGGACUUUGUUUGACCUUUUGGAUGCUAACAGUGGUAAAAUGCUCUACCUUUACCUGCCUUUGCUAAUGUAAAUGAAAGAACAUUCCACGUGUCUAUUUAUGUAUAGAAAUAUGUACAUAUGGUAUGCAUUGACAAAUGUAUAGAUAUGCGGAUGUAAAUGGUUUGAUGUUUUCAGUUUGAAGUAUUUAUCAUCAUGGAGCUCCUCAGUCACAACAUGAUGACCUGCAUGUCAUUCUUUUCAUUCCUCUUCUGUGUACAGAACGUGAAUCAGAAACACACAGGUCGUCUGCAGACGUUUGUUCUCCCUGUGGAGUUCUCCCUGUUGUAAUCAUGAGACCUACAAUCACUACAGCUGUCGUGUCUUCUGCUUUUUAUGAUUUCACAGAUGCCGCCGGGUUCCAUUUUCUCCCAUUUAUUAAUAUUAAAUCCAAAAUUAUAAUAACA
Molecule: messenger RNA, 4564 nt
Organism: Scophthalmus maximus (turbot)
Lineage: Eukaryota; Metazoa; Chordata; Actinopteri; Pleuronectiformes; Scophthalmidae
Gene: golga1
Product: golgin A1
Exons: 24
Coding region: 328-2844 (838 amino acids)
Cellular component (GO): Golgi apparatus
Source: RefSeq, a predicted model, not a curated record